This is a messenger RNA of Brassica napus (rape), 4171 nucleotides long. Its product is annotated as polycomb group protein VERNALIZATION 2-like. Gene Ontology annotation, cellular component: nucleus. NCBI's taxonomy places the organism in Eukaryota, Viridiplantae, Streptophyta, Magnoliopsida, Brassicales, Brassicaceae. The record is from RefSeq and is a predicted model, not a curated record. Gene Ontology annotation, molecular function: chromatin DNA binding. The coding region runs from base 2755 to 4092 and encodes 445 amino acids. The transcript is spliced from 12 exons.
UAAGACUUGUGGUUCUUUUAUUGGAUGUUCUUGUGGAGAUGGGGGUAUCGUCUCAUUCGCUUUUUGCAUAUCGUAUUAGUUACAAAUAAUUUCUGUUUAUCCCAUAAAGAUUUUAUCAUUUUGAGACUUUCAUGUAUACCUUAUUAUCCAGUGAUAAGAUCUCUAUCUAAUUUUGGUUCCUCAAUGCUAUUUUUUCUCAAGAAAAGGUAGUCGAUAUUGGCAUAGAUACUCAUUAUUGGAAAGAUGUAUUGGCUACAUGGAAUUGUUGAUAGUGACCUUGCUUGUAAAACUGGUGGGCAUUCGAAUAGGCAUGAGUAACAAUUUCUUCAGGUUCUCCACAUCUUAAGCAAUAAUCAUCGCAUCGAAAAUAAUAUGUUGUUUUAUUUGCAUCAUAAAACGUUGUUUAUUUGCAAAUAACACGUUGAAUAAUAUAAAAGGUAAUAUACAUGAAAAAAAUAUUUUUGUUUUAUUAUUAUCAUUAUAGAAUAUACUAUAUAUAAUAGCAAAUAUGUUUUUGUUUCCCGCCGUCAUCAUUUUAUAGAAUUUUUUUUUAUCUUCUGGUUGAGUUUAUCACAAUUUUGUAAUCUAUGGACAAGCUCUUUUUCGUUUAUAAGAUUCGACGUCAUCAAAUUGUUUUAGCAAAGUAUGUAUCCAUCUUUGAUGUACCAUUUUACAUGCCUCUUUUUUUUCUGAACAAUACAGCCUUUCAUACGUCCCUUUUAAUUUUUGAACGACACAUCCUUUCACAUAUCUCUUUAAAUUUCCGUACAAUCUGCCUUUUCACAUGCUUCUUUUAAUACAUAAAAGACCUAUAUAUCCUUUCACAUUCCUAUUUAUUUUUCUGAACAAAGCACUUUUAUUUAAUAGAUACAUUGAAGUGUUUUGUUAUCUUAAAUGCACACCACCAUCAUUGUCUAUAUAUAAUAUCAAACAUAUUUUGCUCUUCGUUGGCGUAAUCAUUUUUGUAGGACAAAAAGUUAAUCCAACUGUUGAGUUUACCACAAUUUAUUAUUGGUUUAUAGUUUGUUAUUAGGUUAUGAAAUUUUUCGCCUAUAUUAGGCAGCAUUCCGAACCGGUUUGAUUACCAAUAGUUAUAUGAAGAGCUCCAUAAACGAAUAUACACAAUUCUUCUUUGAAUAUAUGUGAACAUAUGAAAUUCUUCAUAAAAUAUAUGUGAUUAUUCAUUGAACAUAUGUGACUCCUAACAUAGUGUUUCUCAGUUAUAUAUAUAUGAUAUAUUGCAAGGAGAAGAAGUUACAAUUGUUCAUAACAAGAAUAUUUCUAAAGAGAGAGAUAGAGAGUACAGAUAUUUUAGAGAGAGAAAACUCUGAGGAAUCAAGAAAAAAGUACUUUAACGGGGACAAGUGGUUGAUUUCCAUAUCUGAUUUCUUCCCGACUCUUAUAUAUAAACGCACUAAAUCAUAUUCAUCUCUAUGCUAAGGUAUGUGUUCGGUUUAUACACUUCUGAAUUUAGAUAUUUUACAAUGGCAUCAGAAUGAGAGAGGCAAAUAUGUCGUGAGAGACCUCUUAAUUUCUCAUGAACACCACCUUUAUUUUCAAAUUAGUGAGAUAUCUGGAUUUUACCCUUCAUUUUAUCAUCUUCAUCAUUCCUUCGUAGAAAUAUUUCUCUCUGCAUUUUUGUUAUCUCCAAUCUCACAGUUGAUAUGGUACAACUUUGAUCUCCCUUGCAUGAGACAUCGAACUGGUUUGUUGCCACCUCUUGUGGAUUUUUUUUUCUAAUUUAUGUUUGGUUUGCGCCCAUAUUAUGCAGCAUACCAAACCGGUUUGAUUAACUAAUUGUUAUAUAAAUAGCACAAUAAACGAACAUACACACAAUUCUUUGUUGAAUGUAUGUGAACAUACGCAAAUCUUCUUGAAUAUAUGUGAUUCUUCAUUGAACAUAAUAUCUCUUAAUUGUUUGUAUAUAUGAGACAUUGCAAGGAGAAGAAAUCAUAUUUAUUCAUAACAAGAGUAUAAAUAUUUUAGAGAGAUAAAAACUUCUCAACAAAAGGGCAUUAAAACAGCUACAAGUGGUUGAUUUCCAUCACUGAUUUUUUCCGGCUUGCAUUUGUUUUCUAAUCGUAUUAAGUCAUAUUUAUCGUUAAACCAUGAUAAGAUACAUGUUCAGUUUUCUAGUAUAAUAAAAUAAUAGUUAUAAAAGGAUAUAAAUAGGGAAAUAUGAUUAAAAUUGUGGUAUGUAGAAAAAUCGAAUUUUUUAUUUUAUUACUCAUAAUACAAUAUAAUAAUUAAUUACAAAAGUAAAAAUAUAGAAUACAUGUUUUAAAAUAUUUGUAGUUAUAUGAAAAUAGUUUUAUUUUGUUUUGUUACUAUCAUAAUAUAAUAGGUAUAAAAUCUGUAGUAUAUAGGAAAACAAUUUUUUAUUACUAUCAUUUUACAGUGGCUAAUUAAUUAUAAGGUAAUCUAAAGGAAACAAAUACCGUAAAAUACAAAGUCAAAUGAAAAGAAUCUCAGAGAAGAAAGACCAAAGAGAAACAUUGAAUUUGGCGUGGUCAUACGUCUUUAAGUUCAUUCUCAUCCUCAUCAUAUGUAUCUCUCUCUACCUCUCUUCUUCUUCGAACACAUCCUACUCUCUCCGAUCAGGUCUUUACUUUCUCUCUGCAGCCUCUCAUAUUACUCUAGUUUUCUCUCCUAUUGUCUAAAAUGUUGAUAAUAUCUUUUAUAUUUGAAUUUUCAUCUCUUAGAUCUUGAUUUCUUGUUGUAGUCUUUGAUUCGUAGAUUGCCUUCUUAGAUUCAAUGCGUUUGUUGUUUGUUUCUCAACUGCAGAAACUUCAUUCGAGAAUGAGUCAGGAAGACAGCCAAGCUAAAUUAUCACAUGAUGGCGAGAAACACUGGAUGUAUUUGAAGCCUGUUCGUCUAUACGACAUGCUUCUAUGUCACUCUCCAAGCAAACCACGGUUUCUUCGGAGAAACUUGAACUACAAAAAUCAAGAAAAGGGCGAGACAAGGUCCGCAUCUGCUGGGAUGGUAGUUUUCAACUUUAAGGACUUUGAUAACACAGUGCAGAAAACUCAAGUUACGAAGAAUUGCUCUUGUCCCUUUUGCUAUAUGCUAUGUGCUAACUUCAAGGGGCUGCAACUUCAUUUGAAUUCAUUUCAUGAAUUACUUGAAUUUGAGUUCAUGACUUCUGAAGAAAACCAGACAGUUAAUGUCUCUGUAAGACUUGAUGCUUUCAAAACCAAGGACCAACGAAACAUUCGAGAAAAAUUUGGGGAUCUCUCCUUUUGCUCAAAACCUUUCAAGCGUACACAAGUAGGUGGUAGAAAUAUCCCCAAGCGGCUUAAUGUAACCAUUUUACCAAUGGAUCCUCCCUUUUUAGCCGAUGACACAGAAACUGGAACCUCCCUGCUGAACAAUGGAAAUCCUGUGGCAAUGAUGAAUGUACCAGACAUAGGUCAAUCUUCUGGCUCUGGUGCUAGAGAAUCUGAGGGCCCUGCUGCUAAGACUGAGAAUUUUUCUUCCAGCAUCUCACUUCUCCAGACACGCCAGUUCUAUCAUUCUCGCACACUUCAGAUGAUUGAUGAUUUGGAGGAUGUGAGCCCGACUGAAAAAGAUUUCAUGCAUCUUUGGAACUCAUUUGUAAGAUAUCAAAGGGUGAUCACUGAUGGUCAGGUUCCUUGGGCAUGUGAAGCGUUUUCAAAGUUUCACAAGAAAGAGUUUAUCGAAUCCAAACCACUCCACUCAUGCUGGAGAAUGUUUAUGAUCAAACUGUGGGAUUAUGGGCUUGUAGACGCUGUCACCAUCAAUAAGUGCAAUCUCAUAAUUGAGGAUAGCGAAGAUGAUCAUUCAGUCAACACCAACAACAAUAACAGUGUAGAUUAUGGUAUUGACCUCAACAGAAAUGAUACGAUGGAUGUUGACCAUAACGGAGUGGAUCUUGGCAUUGGCCUAGGGAGGAACACUGCGAUGGAUGUUAACAAUAACAAUGUGGAUCGUGGCAUUGAUCUGAACCUUACGAUGAAUGUUAACCCUAGCAAUGUGGAUCGUGGCAUUGACCUAAAUAGAAACGAUGUGAUGGAUGCUGACGAGGAUGUCAAUGACAGUUCAUAUCUCUCUCUCUCUUUAUCUCUCUAAAUUGUUUAGGACAAUGUAGACUUUUUAAUCUUCAAACUGAUAGAGACAUUAAACAAAAUUUGUUUCUUCUUUCUUUUAC